Molecule: messenger RNA, 3024 nt
Organism: Lucilia sericata (common green bottle fly)
Lineage: Eukaryota; Metazoa; Arthropoda; Insecta; Diptera; Calliphoridae
Product: protein still life, isoforms C/SIF type 2-like
Exons: 1
Biological process (GO): activation of GTPase activity; small GTPase-mediated signal transduction; positive regulation of axonogenesis
Cellular component (GO): synapse; membrane
Molecular function (GO): guanyl-nucleotide exchange factor activity
Source: RefSeq, a predicted model, not a curated record
UCGCUGCAUAAGCCGCUCAUUCUGGCAGCCUCACAAAAUAGUGAAAGCGAUAACAAUAACUCUGUUAGCGGCAGUGGCUGCGAUAAAAAGACCUUCUCGUUGCAUUGCUGUUGCGUGAUAGUCGACAUAACGCCAGUUUCACAGGCCGGACGUUUGACUUCGGCAACAACGGCUUCGGGAAGGGAUGUGACCGCUGGUGGCGGUGGGGCAAGUAGUGGAGGAAGCGUUUUGGGCGAUGGUGUGACACAACUGGCGAAUACUCUGUUUCGAUUCGGUAGCAAGAAACGUCCUGUCUGCAUCUGCAAUGCUCAGUGUCGUUUGCAGCCAUUUGGCGAAGGUACUCUGGGUCCGACGAUAAAAACGCAUCAUGGCUCGCUCGACCGCCUGCUUCAGCAGCAACAACAAGAGGAAUUACAGCAAAAGCUGUAUCCGGCCACCUCUUCGGCACGAACUAUCGGUGGGGUGGUGGGUGAAGGCGGCAAAGGUGCCCUCUUGAUGUCAGCCGAAUCUGAUGAUGAUGUUGUCGACGACGAUAAGGAUUCGAAAGCUCCUCCUCCUCUUCCUCCCCCUCGUCCGCCAUCACGUAGUAAACUGAAUGUCCAGCAGGUCAAGGAAGAGUUCGAUAAAGGUGUAGAAGUGGAAAAGUUUUACCAUCAAAUAAACGGCGACAUCUUCGAAAUCACACGCCGGGUAAGAGCUCGCAAUGAAGAUACCAUUGAGCAGAAACUCAUCAAAUGCAGAGAUCCCAAGAGAUUACCCCCACAAGCGCCUCCAAAGAAAGAUCCUUCAGCAGCCACUCAUAUACACACCCACACUCAUAAGCAUCAUCACAGGCAUGCUGAAGAACAGAAGCCUCAACUGCCACCUCGGCGUCAGAAAAGUGCCGAAGAAGUUCCCGUGUCCAAAGACUGCAAACGAUCUCCCGAUGAGCUCGAGUGGUUUGAUCGAAAAGCUCAACAAAGGCAUUCGUCGCGUUCAGCCGAAAGUGGUACGGUACGUGAGGAAACCAUGGAGUGGUUAGAACGCCAGAGAGUGCCCGCUCGAACUUCAUCUGGUCCCAGUGAAAUAACUGUGAUGAAGGAUGAAUUACCAGAAUGGCUCCUUGAGCAUUUGCCACGCAAACGUUCGGUAGCAGAACGACAGCACACACCACAGCAGGCUGAAACGCGACCCAGCACAUCUUCCUAUGCGAAGGCUUUAAAAGAAGAGUUGACCGAGUUACUGAAGAAACCCCUGUCGCGCCAAAGUUCAGGGCCUGGUGAAAUUUCACUACUCAAAACCGAUCUAGUGGAAUGGCUAACAAAGUCAACGAAAGCCUUAACAGCUCGAGAAGAAGCUUCGGCUAAAACUAGAAGACCACAUCAUCGAAGAAACGGUAGUGGAGAUACACCUCGAUCACACUCGCAUGAAGACGAUGUCAGCCAGCAUCCAGCCCGUAAGCGACAUUCACUUGGCUACAGUGAUAGAAGUGAAGAGAGCAUACCUGACUGGAUUGCCUACCCGCUGAAUCGUUUGCAGUCUAUUGGCAAGACACCCGUAGACCGACGUUCAUCUCAUCAAAGUUUUGUAGAAUUACCACAGAAAUCAUCAACUCCGUCGGCCCAACCACAGUCACAGACGCAGCAUCAAACCCAGCCCUCUGCACAACAAAUUUGUUCAGAUCGUCGAUAUCAAGAACAACGAAUAAGAGACAGACGCCUUCGACACUCGGCCAGUGAAGUAGUUACCGUCUCGACACCAACACCUGCAACCGCAACAAAUGUAGAGCGGCUAUAUGCCAAGCCGCACAAAGAACGUUACCAGUACGUACCCAAAGACGAGUUAAUGCCACCCCAGUUGCCACCCAAAACAAGUAAAACCUCAACCCAACAACAAGGCCAGCGAGAGUCGAAAAGGGACCGUUCUAGGAGGCAUCAAACACAACGGUCGGCAACCAUAUCUGACAUGACCGCCUCACACAAUGGCGUACUGAAACGAAAAUCAUCAUCUGCUGAGCGAGCGCCACGCUCUCCCUCACCCUGCACAGAUCCCUCAUGUCCCCUGCUGCCCAUUUGCACUGAUCCCAAUUGUCGUUUUCUCGAAUGCCAGUCGACCAGCCAACGAAAAAUGCCAUCGUCGUCAUCAACGUUGAAUCUCUUGCGGAAUCAACAACUAACAAAAGCUCAAAUGCACACAGUACCUCCGUCAGAUGACGGUUCAGCUCCUCCACCGCCAUCGUCAAAAGUGCCGCCCGCUCAAAAUCAGCAGAAGCGCAAGUUUGUUAUCUGCCAUGAUUGCCGUUAUUGUGCUCCGCUCAGUUGUCGGAAUCGAAAAUGCUUGAAUGCUCCUAAGUGUAACUCACUGCCUCGCUGUGCAGCCGACUUCAAUCGGUUGCGCACAACCCUUGCACAGCCACCUGCCUUACUUUACGAUAUCGAGCCAGCCGCUCCAGUAUUAUCGUUGCUCUCAUCAACGAAGCGUGCCGACCAACGCAGCAACUCACAGCCCAACACACUCCAACGCGGCGAAUCGUGUGCCUUGCUUUGUACUGGCCCCGUAGUGGCAAAGCGAAAACACCAAAACGGCCAUGCAAAUGGAACCAACGGAAAACUCACAAAGUCUGCAUCGGCGGCAUCGCUAGACGAGCGUCGACGUCGUCACAAAACCGUUCAUUUCGGUGAAAAUCUCUUAAGAGAAGUGUGUCAGAAUCGAAAAUUAAUUAAGUAUGAGCAAAAGCCGUCCGGUUCACAGCCAUCCCAAACGAAUGGUGAACUGUUGUACAAUUUUGUCGAAGGAGUCCUGAGUGCUUGGCAUGACGACGAAGAUGACGAUCAACUGAGAUCGGGUGCUGAAUCAGAACCCGAACAUGGUACGGUGGCACUCAAGCCACUGCACCGUUAUGAUGUCAUACGUUAUCAAGUCAUAAAACGUGUCGUUAACGAAGCAGCCGAACUGCACGGGACCCUACAUUUGGGUAAUUCACGUUUUCGUCAUCGACAUUGGCGCAGCACUGCAAAACAGUGUAAUGAGAUGUUUCUGAGGAAG